CUCUAGCAACAUGGAUAUCUUCACAAACGGGGAUUUAGGUGUUGACGGUAACACAAGCCAUGAAACAGGACAAGAAAGAUUAGAAGGCACCAAAAGCCAAGGAUACAACCACAGCGACCCCCUGGACAUGUUCAUAGGCAUAGAGCUUCUUCUACGUUUCAAACCUCUCUUCCUGCCACUCUAUUCCCUCGUAGUGGUCGUGGCUGGUGUCGGAAACUCCUUCCUGUUGGCUUGCAUCUUGUCUGACAAAAAACUACACAAUGCCACCAACUUUUUCAUCAGUAACUUAGCAGCUGGAGACUUGCUGAUGUGUUUGACUUGUGUUCCACUGACUGUGUCUUAUGCCUUCGACAGUCGUGGCUGGGCUUUUGGAAGAGUCCUCUGCCAUUUGGUCCCCUUGCUGCAAUGUGCGACAGUGUUCGUAUCUGUGCUUUCACUCACUGCCAUUGCUGUGGAUCGCUACGUUGUUGUGGCUCACCCAGUACGGAGGAGGAUCUCUGUGUGGAGUUGUGGGGCAGUGAGUCUGGGUGUGUGGCUUUUAUCUCUGGCCCUGGCUGCACCUCAGUCUCUUUACACACGCUACAUGGACCUGCGACCCAAUGGCAUCGACCUCGUAGUUUGUGAAGAAUUCUGGCCUCAUACUGGCAAUCUGCGGCUGCUCUACUCCUGCUUCACUCUCAUUGCCUCUUAUAUGAUCCCGCUGCUGUCAGUCAGCAUAUCUUAUUGCGCCAUCACUGUUAGCCUGAAACGCUAUUCAGUGCCUGGGGAGCCAUCAAACAGCCAGCAGCGAUGGAGCCAGAGGAGAAGGAAGACCUUCUCACUGCUGGUGGCCUCAGUGCUGGCUUUCGCCCUGUGUUGGCUGCCUCUGCAGGUGCUGACCCUGAUGCUGGACCUGGACCCAGACUUCCACAUCAUAGGGAAGCGCUACAUAAAUGUCUUACAAAUCUGCUGUCAUUUAGUAGCUAUGAGCUCUGCGUGUUACAACCCUUUUAUCUACGCCUCACUGCACAGCAAGGUGCGCAUGCACUUGAAAGGCUACCUCUGUCCCUGUCGUCAGAGGGAGAUGGUGGAGAGGGUGUCGUCCAGGAGCUGAUGUUAGGCCGUGCCCUAUUUGAUAUAACUGCUAUAGCAUCGCCUGACACCCAGAGCCCUUGUCCAGGAAAACAAGGCAAACGCUUCAUUGUACUUAAAAGCAAGGAAUAUGUCUGUUUCUCUAUCAGUCUGUCUGUCUGUCUGUCUGUCUGUCUGUCUGUCUGUCUGUCUGUCUGUCUGUCUGUCUCUCCAUCUGUCCGUCUGUCCGUCUGUCCGUCUGUCCAUCUCUCCAUCUGAUAGCUUAAGAACUGUUAAUCCUACCUUCAUCACUCAUGGCAGGCUGGUGUGGACCCAAGGACACGCAGAGUCAGAUUUGAUGUUAUUUGGACACGCAACAAGUGAUAUAUUAAUACACUUUGAAUAAACAAGCAACCUUUUUGUUAAGGGCUUCUUGGCUCGACACAAUGACCAUUGGCUUCAGUUCACUUUUGCUGUUAACUCACAUCCCUGAACGAACGAUGAGCGGCUCUUGUCAGCAAUAUCAGGAGUCUGUUCUGAAUUUGCAUUGCAUUACUUUAUUUAAACCAGUUUUCUCAAUGUGUUUCCAGAAUGUUGUGACAUUUUGUCCUAGUGUCCCCAGAGUAAGUUCUAAAUAAGGCCACUUGUGACAAAAAGGCAUACCAGACUGUAGUUCAGGAUGAUGAUCAAGAAGAUUCCACUGGGAUCCCUGUGUUUUUGUUGGACGGUGUAGCUGCUGGCAUGGACACUAAGCAGAUACUGCAGCUUGAACAGGCAGCAGAGCUGUGAAGCAGACAUGCUGGAGGCUCAGGCCAGGGGGGGGGGGGCUCCACUGGCUGCCGGACCUGGUUUAACUUAAACAGUAAAUGUUUAGGGAGCCGACCCUACCAUGAACUCUUCUUCACCAGACAUGGAUUGCAGGCCGUUGUAGACAUAUAGAUACUAGAUGCUUUUUCCAUAUCCCUGCUGCUGAAUGCCUUUGCUUAAAAAUCAGAUGUGUUUCUCUCAUAUUGCAUCACCUUGAUUAUAUUAGAUAUUACAAAAUGUUAAAUAAUGUUGCCUGCUAAUUUAGUGUAAUUAUGUAGUAGCUGUUCUCUGUGGUUUGGUUCCACUUUUAUGUCACCUGUUCACAUGGAUUAAUAUGAUUGUAUUUGCAUGUAUGUAAGUUAGUAUUAGUUUGUAUGGACCUGCAUGGAACAGAUAUGAUAUGUACAGCACUGGGAGAAAAAAUAUGCGGCCUUAUAGUGACCUUCAGACCUCUCUGUAGAAAAUUGAAUUCAUAUCAGAUUCAUAAAUAUUACUUUCAAUCUCUGUGGCUGGGCUCUGUCUCGAGACACAUGUACACAUAAUAUUCAGAGUAUGAACAAUAAAGACACCAGGGUUUCCAUCCACUAGGAUUUAUGCUUUCUGUGCCAAAGCCUGACGAUUCAAUAUAUUUUUGCACAUGUCUUCUGUUCAAUAAUUCACCAAAGAACUUGCUAUUGUGAUAUCAAUUAUAUUAAAGGUGGGGUAGGUAAGUUUAAGAAACCGGCUCGAGAUACACUUUUUGUUAUAUUCCAUGGAAU
This is a messenger RNA of Gymnodraco acuticeps, 2615 nucleotides long. Its product is annotated as 7 transmembrane receptor domain-containing protein. Gene Ontology annotation, molecular function: neuropeptide binding; neuropeptide Y receptor activity. Bases 11 to 1093 code for a protein of 360 amino acids. The record is from RefSeq and is a predicted model, not a curated record. The transcript has 3 exons. Gene Ontology annotation, cellular component: neuron projection; plasma membrane. Lineage: Eukaryota; Metazoa; Chordata; Actinopteri; Perciformes; Bathydraconidae. Gene Ontology annotation, biological process: G protein-coupled receptor signaling pathway.